This is a messenger RNA of Haliotis rufescens (red abalone), 2718 nucleotides long. RefSeq lists its product as uncharacterized. The transcript has 6 exons. The record is from RefSeq and is a predicted model, not a curated record. NCBI's taxonomy places the organism in Eukaryota, Metazoa, Mollusca, Gastropoda, Lepetellida, Haliotidae. The coding region runs from base 171 to 2105 and encodes 644 amino acids.
UGUAGGUCAGAGAGCUCAAACUUCCAUUGCAGAUAUCGUAGAACAUGUCGGCACAAACAUGGUAUUCUGGGACACUGGGAUAAACGGAUCAGCUCCUUGUACAGCUACACUCGUUCAAGUUUACAGCAGUUUAAAACACCGUGAACCGCGCCAGGCAACCAACACCGGAAAUGAGUGAUCAAGCGUUGCACAUGCUCGUGGGCAAGACCACAUCAAAGGAAGCCGACAAACAGUCCGUGCCGGGAAGAUUUGAAAUCAUACACAGACAGCUGACUACGGCACAGGCACGACUGGUUGGCGCAAAGACGGACGAUGAGGACACACCUAGUCCUCUUCCCCAGGAGUUUCAGCAGCACACGUCUUCAUUUGGCCCCAUACGGGCCCCAGUUACCAAGCAAGGUUGGGCGAAGAAGGGACCCAGGGAGCGACGGGUUUUCGAACGAUUUAUUUAUUGUCUUCCGGAUAUCCUUUCUUUUGUCCCUUCCUUCACAUCUACCGUUGAACGCGAUCUGCACCUUAAAAGAGAGUACCAGUCCAUGGGUUACGGGUACCCUUUACGUGACUACAACAACGGCUACCCUCGCCCCACCUGCAUCUUCAUCAACCAGACGGCGGAGGAGUUCCGGGAGUUCCUGGUGGAGCUCUACCCGAACCUAGUGGGCAGGGACCUUCAGGUGUACAGGAUGGACAGACAGAAGAAGCUCCUGAAGGUCGUGUCGGGGACUCCCCGGGAGCUCAAGGACAUCAAUUACAAAGGCAUCAUCGUCAUCAUUCCCAGCAGUGUACAUGGCGAUAGACAAGAGGUCCCUGUGACCAGCACGAGCAGCACGAGAGAUGACGUCAGUCCACACGUCAACCCGCUGCACGUGCUGUCUGUCAAGCACCUGAAGUACAGCACCCUGUCUCAGAGCCACCCUCACGUUGAUGUGACGUCACAAGCCUCACAGACUUCAUGUCAGGUGAAGGAAGAACCCAUGGAGCCAACCGUGCCAGCAGUAUCCGAGGAUGGAACUUCAGACGCCUCUGGUGACGUCAGCAAGAUACUGUCCCUGGCUCUCCUGGAGAGGCUGAGCCUGGGAGCUGCUCGCACCUUGCUCAUCUCGCGUGACACGUUCGUGGAUGACGUCAUCAAGUUCUACAAGGACGACCCAACCGUCGUGGCCUGUGAUCUACUGGUGCUUGUUCAAAAUAGUAGAAAUGGCGACCUUGAAGAGAUGGGUACCAACAGAAUAUUCACUGAGUUUUGGAGAAAGGCUUACAAGUAUUGGUUUGUUGGGAAUGAAGAACUUGUACCUAAACUGUCGCCAUUGGCGAGGCGAGAAUUGUUUAUUAUCCUCGGGAGAAUACUUGCUCAUGGUUUGAUUCUGUUGAACUAUUGGCCAUUGAAGUUGUCCAGGGUUUGCACACGUGUGGUGUUGACAGACCAGGAAGCUUCAGAUAAACUAAUGAUGGCUUCAUUCAGAUGCAUACUGUCGGAAAGUGAAAGGGCGGUCAUUAAGGACCUGGAAGAUCAGGUUGAGAGGUGUGAUGGGUAUGACUCGCCAGCAACUAUGGCACAAGCUGCUAUAGCCUUAGCACCUUAUGGAUGCACCCAACUUCCUUCAGCAGACAGUCUUAGAACUUUCCUUACUGAGAUGGCUAUCCAGUACUGUUAUUGUCGACCAUAUUGGCCGCUGACACAGAUGAGCGGAUCAUUCAAGAACUCCUCAAACUCUACUUUCAGGACAGUUACAGAAUCAGACAUUACCGAUUUAUACAAUGUUCUUCAGCCAACAGCUACAUCAGUAACAAAGAAAAUCUCUUACUCCUACUCGGACAGCGUCAGAGACAAAAGUUUUGAGAAAUCUGUGAGCGCCUUUUUGGAAAAGGUUUUGUUGAAGCUUGGCAAAGACCAGCUGAGGCGUCUUCUUCUCUUAUGGUCAAGUACUGAAUGUCUGAAUAUGAAGGUUCUUCACGUAACGUUCUCGGAGUCAGCUCAAGUAUCUGCACCUGUGUUUGAUGGGUUUGCUAACCUGUUGUGCCUCAGCCGGUACUUCCCUUCUGCUGAGGUGUUACAGGACCACCUGGAGACGAGCUUGGAGGAAAGUGUUGCUUUCAGGCUGUGAUUGUAACUCAGGGGCAUCCCACGGACGGCAAGUGUUCGUUUGGGAUCAGGGAAUAAUACGUUAUACGAGGCAUCUUAACAUCAGCUUUGGAGUGUCAUGUUCUCUCAACUGUCGCCUUUAAGACUGCUUUUUAACUUUUGGGUCGUUAUUUUCUUCAGUACAGAGUGCUAAUGGUACUACGAAUCACCAGAAUCAUGAGAUUUACACCCUUGACAUACAAUUAAAUUACUUAUCACAUACCUGGGUGUGAUACUGAUACAAAGUCAGAAUAUAAACACCAAAUUGUGUUCUCUUAAUAUGUAAUAAAGAUACAAUGGAGGUCACUGCACGGGAUACCACCAUCAGGAUUGGCAUGCACAUCUUCCCGAGGCAAGGGAGGUAACUACUAUAUAAGUCCAGUUUCCUCCCUUGCCAAACUAGGCUUGAAUUUUGUUGCUUGAUUAAGAGUUACGCCCCUUUUAUGUCCCUGCUCUAAUCAGAUUCCACCUCUUAUAUCACUUGCAUUUGAUUCAAACAAAAUGUCAGAGCCCACCCAAGAGGAUCUGAUCAAGUUAACCGACACCCAAUGCAUGUGGAUUGUAGCAGAAGACUUGAACACCUUCAUUAAACACAU